UUUUAACAGCGUACACAUGUAUAAUAUAUAUAGACAUCUUAAACUACCAAGGAAAUGCAUGUAUAGAUUACUCUGGACAAACUGGCCAGUGUUAUUAAUAGCUAGUGUCAUGGUGCAAAGAUAUACUAUAAUUAUAUAUAAAAGGUUCUGUGAAGAGUUUCUAUAUCACUUCUACUCUUAGACUAUACUGCUGUAUCGAUUUGUGCGCUGUGUUCACUGUACUGACAUAAUAUUAUGUUUUUGUGGUCUAUGUAAACCCUGGAAUAUAAAAGUGCAGUUUUAUACAAUAACACUUUCACGGGAGUAUGCACAGCUGGCUGUUUGUGGUCUUGUCAAUAGCUACUGUCUCCAGUGGCAACCGAUAUCACAUUGUACCGGUGAAUACUAUCGACUUGUGUCAGCGCCAUCAAAAUGGAACUUGUUCCACUCUUGAGCAGCUUGUUCAAACAGACCUGUUAUCAGGUGGAGACAACCUCACCUUGAACUUUCUACCUGGAGAUCACGUGUUAAAUGAAUUGCUUUUCGUUGGUAAUUUCAAGACGGUGCUUAUUGCAGGCCAAAAUUCUACUAUAAAAUUUAACAAAACUGGUAGUAUGCAUCUAUCCAGCAUCAAGAAAUUAUUGAGUAUCAAAGGUUUGCAUUUCACUGGAGAAAGUGGUGAAACUAUUUUAAACAUGUACAGUUUUGGAAAAGUAUUAAUUACUGAAUGUUUCUCGGUAUACUUAAAAUUGCUGAAGUUGGAAAGUUGCACACUCCUGAUCACUGGUACGGUAACUGUGAUGAUCGAACAAGUUCUCUUUGUGAGCAACACUGGCACUAACAGAGCAUUGCAUGUUGAAGCUGAUAAUGUGUACAUUGAAAAGAGCAACUUCUUCAGUAAUGAUGGUGGUGCAGUUCACAUUAAAUCAACUCAAUCCGUUAUUAACGAUUCAAGGUUCAAUUCCAAUUCUGCUGCAUAUGGUGGAGCAGUGGACAUGGUCUCUAAAAAUGUGACUAUCAGUUUUUGCGAUUUUAUAAAUAAUAGCGCUUCUAUAGCUGGUGGAGCAAUUAAUUAUGCCGACGUAGGCAGUGUGUCUAUACACAACUGUGAGCUAACAAACAACAGUGCUGAAAUUGGCGGAGCAAUUUAUGCUGACGGAGGUAGUGUAUCUGUUUACAAAUGUGAGAUACUAAACAACAGUGCUGACUUUAUUGGUGGAGCAAUUUACACUGACACAAACAUUUACAACUGUGAGCUACCUAACAACAGUGCUAAAUAUGGUGGAGCAAUUUACGCCUUCAAUAGUAGUGUGUCUAUUUACAACUGUGAGCUAAUAACAAACAACAGUGCUGAUCUUGGUGGAGCAAUUUAUGCCGACACAAGUAGUCUGUCCAUUUACAACUGUAAGCUAUUUAACAACAUUGCUAACAGUGGGGGUGGAGCAAUUUACGCGGACACUAGUAGUGUGUCUAUUUACAACUGCGAGCUACUUAACAACAGUGCUCAGUUUGGUGGUGGAGGAGCAAUUAACGCCGUCACAGGUAGUGUGUCUAUUUACAAUUGUGAGCUGUUUAACAACAGUGCUGGUAUUGGUGGAGCAAUUUACGCCAACGUAGGUAGUGUUUCCAUUUACAACAGUGAGCUAACAAACCACAGUGCUUAUGUUGGUGGAGCAGUGAACGUGGCUACUGUACACAUGACUAUCAGUUUUUGCAAAUUUACUGAUAAUAGCGCUUUUGAACUUGGUGGAGCAAUUUAUGCCAACGAAGGCAGUAUGUCUAUUUACAACUGUGAGCUAACAAACAACAUUGCUGACAUUGGUGGAGCAAUUUUAACCGUCACAAGUAGUGUGUCCAUUAAAAACUGUGAACUACUUAACAACGUUGCUGAUUACUAUGGUGGAGCAGUUUAUGCCAACACAAAUAGUGUGUCCAUUCACUACUGUGAGCUACAUAACAACAUUGCUGGUAUUGCUGGUGCAGCAAUUUACGCCUCCAAAAGUAGUGUGUCCAUUCACAACUCUAAGCUGGCGUACAAUAAUGCUAAAUUAUCAGGUGGAGUGAUGUUUGGUUUAUAUGGAGAGUUAUCGAUAUCCUAUAGUGAGCUAUCAAACAACAGUGCAGCCUUUGGUGGAGUGAUUGGAAAUGUCUGGGGUAAUGUAUCGAUUUUAAAUUGUACUAUAACGGACAAUAAAGCUGUAGUCGAGAGUGGAGGAACUAACACUGUUGGUGGAGCGGUUUUUAUAUAUAGUGGAAAUAUAUCUAUCUCCAAAAGCAUGCUUAAAAAUAACAGUGCCAAAGUUGGUGGAGUAAUUUUUAUUAUUAAUGGCACUGUGAUUAUUUCUGACUCUGUGUUUACAAGCAACAGUGCCACCCAACAAGGUGGAGUGAUGGUUGUUGCUAUCUCAACUUUGACAUUUAAUAAUACAAGCAUAACUGACAAUUUAAAGGGUGAAGAUGUCAUUUACGCAGUGGGUUCUAAUCUGUUGUUUACAGGAAUUAACAACGUUAGCAACAAUAAAAAUCCUGUUCAUGCUUUAAGCAGUCGAGUGGAGUUCAAUGGAGCCGCGACUCUCAGUAACAAUCAUGGUGUGCAGGGUGGAGCCAACAGAGCAGUCCAGAGUCAAAUCUAUAUCAAUGCAGAAGGAGUGAUCAUUACUAACAAUACAGCUACCUUUGGAGGAGGUGUGUUUCUGAGAGAGAGCACACUCUUUGUUUACUAUCCCAUAGAGAUUUCUUAUAACACAGCACAAAAUGGUGGUGGAAUUUAUGCGUACUCAAGUGAAAUCGAAUUUGAUCCAAAGGUUAUCACUGGUUGUGAAUUAAAUAAUCAGCUCACCCUGUGUACAUGUAUUUUCAUGGAAAUUGAACUAUCCGUGAGUACUAUAGAUCGAAAUGAAGCUCAACUCGGUGGAGGUAUUUAUGCACUCGCUUCAAACAUCAAAGUUUUUACUCACGCAUACGUCCACAUCAAGUUAAACUCAGCAAACAACAGUGGAGGUGGAAUGUAUCUACAACAAAGUUCCAAGAUAUAUGUUCUGAAACAAGAAGUGGAGUUAAAACUUGGUAAAAUACUGGUCAAGCUGGAAAUUUACGAUAACACAGCUCUGAUGUAUGGAGGGGGGAUAUUUGUAGCUGACAGUACCGAAAGUGGUGCAUGUAGAGGAGAUGAUAUAACUACUACAGGAGAGGUGACACAAAGUCAAUGCUUUAUUCAAACUCUUAGUCUAUAUGGGAUUGAUAUAGAUUUUCUACAGAUUUUGGCUGAUGUGACAUUGUUUAAUUUGUCGGGAUGCUUGAAGAGCAGAAAAAACUAUUGCAACACAUUUUUGGCUAACAACACAGCUUCCAAGUCAGGAGCAGAUAUUUACGGAGGUCUGUUAGACAGGUGUACGAUGGAUGUAUCAGCCGAACUCUCUUUAUCAGACAAUGGAUUUGAGUACUUGAACAAUACUGUGCUUUUUUCAUCAAUAGCUUCGGAGGCUGUUAGAGUACAAGUUUGUAACACCACCACGCAGUUCAUUUCUGUUAGAAAGGGACAAAAGUCCACAAUAAGUGUUAUGGCCGUAGACCAAGUUGGAAAUCCAGUGAAUGCUACAAUUCGAAGCUCUGUCAUCACUGAGAGUGGAGUUGGUCGUCUCAAAGAAGGACAGGCUGAACAAAAAGUUGGCAAUCAGUGCACAAAAAUAGAAUACAAUGUAUUCUCACAAGACAGCUCUGCUCAAGUGGAACUCUAUGCCGAGGGUCCAUGCAUCAAUUUGGGAAUUUCAAAACAAAUUUAUAGUGUCUCUUUUCUCUCCUGCACAUGCCCCAUCGGACUCAAGCCAAUUCCGUUCUCAAUUGAGUGCAAAUGUGACUGUGAUCCAUUCUUGCAACAAGAAUACAAGAUAAAAAACUGUUCUGAGGAAAAUGGAACUAUAGCAUUGGAAAGUAAUAGCAAUAUAUGGAUAGGAGUCACUAAUACCACCAACCGAACAGGAUAUGUUGUUAGUAAGUGUACAUUUGACUAUUGUGUACAAAGACCAGUCAACAUAAGCCUAAGCAGCCCUGAUAGACAGUGUGCCUUCAAUCGAAGUGGGGUAUUAUGUGGAGAAUGUAAAUCAAAUUUCAGUCUUGUGUUGGGUACGUCAAGAUGCGAACAGUGCUCAAACAUUUACCUUCUUCUACUAAUUCCGUUCGCUCUGGCAGGCAUAUUACUAGUUGCAUUUAUUCUCCUUUUCAACUUUACCAUAGCCACAGGCACUAUCCAUGGGCUGAUCUGCUACACUAAUAUACUAGCUGCAAGUCAAUCGAUUUUCUUACCUUUUCAUAACGCUUUGACAGUUUUCAUAUCGUGGGUGAAUCUUGAUUUAGGUAUUGAAACAUGUUUUUACAAUGGAAUGAACUCUCAAGCAAAGGUGCUCCUUCAACUUGUCUUCCCAGUUUACCUGUUUCUUCUCAUGUUUGUAAUAAUAAUUUUGAGCAAGUACUUUAGCUCAUUUGCAAAGCUCCUCUCAAAUAGAAACCCAGUUGCUGCGUUAGGCACACUCAUCCUACUCUCUUAUUCCAAACUUUUACGGUUUAUCAUUGCUGCUCUACAAUACAGGGUAUUGGAUUAUCCAAAUGGUUCAACCAAGAUCUUGGAUUUUCCUAGUAAUUCAAGUGAUAUUGUUUGGUUGUAUGACGGCAAUGUGCAAUACUUCACUUCAGAUCACAAUCUUCGAUUUAUUGUCGCUGCCAUAAUCCGGCUAUACCUUGGUAUAAAAAGUCACAAUUCAUGAAUAUAAUUAAGCCUCUAUAAUGUCAUCAAUAUUAUGGUUACAUUCCAUUCCACAUAAUUAAGUGUAACAUAUAAUUAUGUCACUACUGUAACCAAUGUAACAUCAAUCACCACUGUAACAACUGCAACAACUGUAACACCAGUCACCACUGUAACGCUAGUCACAACUCACCACUGUAACAACUGUAACAACUGUAACGCUAGUCACCACUGUAACAACUGUAACAACUGUAACACUUGUCACCACUGUAACGCUAGUCACCACUGUAACAACUGGUAACACUUAUCACCACUGUAACAACUGUAACAACUGUAACACUUGUCACCACAGUAACAACUGUAACACUAGUCACAACUGUAACGACUGUAACACUUGUCACCACUAUAACAACUGUAACAACUGUAACGCUAGUCACCACUGUAACAACUGUAACACUUGUCACCACUGUAACACUAGUCACAACUGUAACAACUGUAACACUUGACUACUGUAACAACUGUAACACUAGUCACAGCUGUAACAACUGUAACACAUGUCACAACUGUAACACUUGACUACUGUAACAACUGUACACUUGUCACAACUGUAACAACUGUAACGCUAGUCACCAC
Molecule: messenger RNA, 5350 nt
Organism: Halichondria panicea
Lineage: Eukaryota; Metazoa; Porifera; Demospongiae; Suberitida; Halichondriidae
Exons: 2
Coding region: 306-4739 (1477 amino acids)
Source: RefSeq, a predicted model, not a curated record